CAUAAAGGACUUGAUCCAUGAUUCCUUUUAAAUUUAUCAUUUUAGGCAAAGCAACGUUCUACGUGUCUUCCCUUAAGGGAAAUGAUUUUAGAAUAUCCACAAGACCUUCUGAAGACUAUCUGUAUUCCGAUGAAUUCCGAUUCACUAACGCACAUCCACAAGGAAAUCCGACAGAAAAGCCCUAUUUCGUCUACCCCAAAGCAUUAAAAGGAAAGAGCUUCGUUAACACAAAGCUAGAUAUUUCUAACUAUAAUAACUAUCCCUUGGAUGUUGCUGUCCUCAGUCACAAGGAGUUUUCACAGAAUUGCAGUAAGAUUAUCUUCAGAAGCAGAGAUAGAUUUGGGCCUACGAUUACUCUUGAAGAUCACAGGUUUAUGGACUGCUGCAAAAGCAACACGGGUUUCUCUUUUUAUGCCAGCAAUGUUAGUGAAAUAGGUAGCCAUUCUAUUUCUGGAUGUUUGCCUGGCUGGUACAAACUAGGAAAAUCAUGUUUCAUGUUUUAUUUCCAAUCAUCUAAGCAGUGGCAGUGUGCCCGGAACUUAUGUCACAAGCAGACGAGCGAAAUCGCUAUAGUCAACAGUGCAGAGCAAUUAAAGGCCCUUGCAGAUCAGCGGAAACAACUCAAGCAAGAAUACCGCGGUCUUACCCUUGGAAUUGAUAGCAAGCUACGUUGGGUUUGGAUAGAUGGUGAUAAUGCAACGAGUAAUAUAAAUCUAUGGGGCCCGACGGAACCGAGCGGUGAUGGUAUGUGUGGAGCCUUCUUAAAUGCAAUUGGUUGGAGUUCAAACUGGGCUGGAUACGGAUGGCGCUGGAACAAUCUACCCUGCACGAGCCGUACAGGAUUUAUUUGCGAAGAACCGUUAGAUGUCCCCCUGCCCGUCGCUCUUUUUUCCACGCGUCGCAGCGAUAGAGUUGCUGACCAUAGUCCAAAUGGAGCCACCGAAGCAGUUUCCAAUAACAUCAUGCUAGCGACAGGUCCCUUUGGUGAUCCAGUUGGCUCCUUUCUUAUCAACGGUUUUAAUAACAGCUAUGUGGAAGUUGAAAAUGGGGGAGAACUUGAUACAAGGUUUUCGGUGAGUGUUUUUGCAUGGGUGCGCCCUGACGCCUCUGGCACUCGUGCUGGUCUGAUAUAUGACUAUGGUUGCUCGAUGGGGUAUUUUCCUUCGACCUUUGGACUUGAAAUUCGUUAUAUGGUCAGGGAUCGUUCUAAGACUCACAUAUUAGGUAUAGAAGGUGUUAUCAAAGUAAACGCGUGGAAUUUUGUGGGGACCACGUACGAUAUUCACGCUGGCGUUGCGUCUGUGUGGGUGAAUGAGAGCAUGAUUAUGAACAAGUCUAUUGGAACCAACGUGGAAUUGGCAACUCAAGGAAAUCUUACCAUAGGAGCGUCUAACAAGCAUGAGAUGCAAUUUUAUGGAAAAGUUUCCUGCUUGCAGUUCUACGAUCAAGCAUUGUCCGUGGAUCAAAUUAUGAAGAUAAAAACAAGAUGCAAUCAAUCCAUCUCACCAGCGACUUCACCAGAUCACGCAAGAGUGGGAUGUUAUAGAGACAAAAACAAUCAUGCAAUUCCAACAUUAGAAGGAGCUGACCCCUUAUUGGUCGGUGCUUACCUGAACCGUGAAAACGCGAUCGAAAAGUGUGCCCUCGCAGCUCACAAAAGGGGCUUUCGCAUGUUUGCAGUUCAGAAUGGUGGAUGGUGUGCAGCUAGUGUCUCAGCAGAAAAAACGUUCAACAAAUAUGGCCAGAGCACUUAUUGUCGCAGCGAUGGCGAAGGAGGACCUUGGUCAAACGAUGUUUACAUUAUUAAAGGAGUCAAAUCCCUGGUGGCAAGCAGCCCUUGACAAACCGCUGUAUGUCGUUUCUGUUUCAAUUACUGACAAAACCGAUUGCUGUCCAAGAGACUAUGGAAUCAUCAGUAUAGGUGUGUCAUCCAGUAAAACUGGAUUGUCUCCAACAUGUUACAAAUCGAUGGCAUAUGAUGGAACAACACAGGAAUUCAUAUUUCAUUGCUCACCACCCGCGCUCGGAAAUCAAGUGAAAAUAACGUUGACGGGUGAUAAUGUCACACUAGUUCUCUGCCAUAUCGUCGUGGAAACAAUUGAGUCGACAAGAGAGGUACACGGAGUUUUGCGAGAAGGAUGGUACAAUAAACAUCAAUAUGACUCCAAAAAGGCGACAUCUAUGCGUGAGCAUCCUCUUAUCGAAGGUGCACCUGAAAGCCGAAUUAUUUUGCGAGAUUUUAAUGCGCCAAUAAAUCUGGCAGAGAACUAUGUUCAACGACUGACCAGCUACCUACAGGUUCCUCUGAGCGGAAAUUACACAUUUUAUGUGGCUUCCCACGAUAUGUGCGAGUUAUGGAAGCACGAUGUUACAGAGAAAGGCAUCGAAAGAGUUGGAAAAGAAUCUGGGAAAAGUGUAACGGCCCAACCAAUUAUCUAUCUUAAGAGAUGGACUAGCUAUCUUCAAUGGGACAAGUACCCAGAGCAAACGUCUCAGCCAAUUGUCCUUGACAAGUGUCGCUUUCAUCGAAUGGUGAUCUUCGGAAGAGAAAAAGGUGGCAACGACCACAUAUCUGUGGGUAUGCGUAAACCCAAUGGAGAAUAUGAACGGCCCAUUACAGGAGAAAGACUGUUUUGGACCAAACCGGGAACGCGUAAUUUAGAAAUGACACUUAAGAAUCACGAAACAUCGAUCUCUGCCUUCGUUGGGUCUCACUUACUUGUAACAGGAUAUUACAAGUUUUGCUGUGAGGGAGUCUAUUGUCCUGGUUGCCCACUGGAACUGAACAUCUCGGCCCUUGGACAAAAUGUAACAGUGAACUCAGCAGUGAGCCUGUCCUGUGUUAACACAUCAUUUGAGGCAGUUUUUAACACGAUUAGUCAACCUGGAAAUUUUACUGUGCAAGUGAGUAGCUUUCAGUUAAGUAGCUGUCAUUAUUUAAGUUAA
Molecule: messenger RNA, 2946 nt
Organism: Stylophora pistillata
Lineage: Eukaryota; Metazoa; Cnidaria; Anthozoa; Scleractinia; Pocilloporidae
Biological process (GO): protein phosphorylation; G protein-coupled receptor signaling pathway
Cellular component (GO): membrane
Molecular function (GO): ATP binding; protein kinase activity; G protein-coupled receptor activity
Source: RefSeq, a predicted model, not a curated record